AUGGAAGUGACUACUUCUUUUGAUCCAAGCAUUGCUGUCACUGCACCUGAAACUGUCUCGUACUCGGGCACGGCCACGAAUAUCCAAACAUCAGAGGUUAUGACUCACAAAGAUAACUUGUCAGAGGUCACAACACUGGAGGUCACGUCUCAAAACGAUAAAACACCAGAGGUCACAACACUGGAGGUCACGUCUCGAAACGAUAAAACACCAGAGGUCACAACAUUAGAGGUCAUGUCUCGAAACGAUAAAACACCAGACGUCACAACACUAGAGGUCACGUCUCAACACGAUAAAACACCAGAGGUCACAACGCUGGAGGUCACGUCUCGAAACGAUAAAACACCAGAGGUCACAACACGAGAGGUCACGUCUCGAAACGAUAAAACACCAGACGUCACAUUGCUUGAUGUCACGACUCAAAACUAUAAGACACAGGAGUUCACAACACUAGAGGUCUUGACUCAAAACGGGAAAGUAUCAGAGGUCACGACUCAAACCUACAAAACACCACAGGUCACAACACUGGAGGUCACCACUCAGAACGAUAAAACACCUGAAGUCAUAACACCGUAUACCACAAUUCCAAAUAAUGAAACACCAGAGGUCACAACACUGGAGGUCACGUCUCACAACGAUAAAACACCAGAGGUCACAACUCACGAUCCAUAUGAUGAAAUACCAGAGGUCACAACACAAGAGUUCACGACUCCAAAUUAUAAAACACCUGACGUAAUAACACUGGAGAUCACAACUCAUGAUGAUGAAACACCUGAGGUCACAAUACUAGACGUCACGACUCCAAAUGAUAAAAUACCAGAGGUCACAACAUUAGAGGUCACGACUCCAAAUGAUACAACACCAGAGGUCACUACAUUAGAGGUCACGACUCCAUAUGAUAAAAUAUCUGAGGUCACAACACUAGAGGUCACGACUCCAAAUGAUAAAAUACCAGAGGUCACAACACAGGAGUUCACGACUCCAAAUUAUGAAAUACCAGAGGUAACAACACAGGAGUUCACGACCCCAAAUUAUAAAACACCUGACGUAAUAACACUGGAGCUCACAACUCAUGAUGAUGAAACACCUGAGGUCACAACACUAGAGGUCACGACUCUAAAUGAUAAAAUACCAGAGGUCACAACAUUAGAAGUCACGACUCCUAAUGAUAAAAUACCAGAGGUCACAACACAUGAGUUCACGACUCCAAAUUAUAAAAUACCAGAGGUCACAACACAGGAGUUCACGACCCCAAAUUAUAAAACACUUGACGUAAUAACACUGGAGCUCACAACUCAUGAUGAUGAAACACCUGAGGUCACAACACUAGAGGUCACGUCUCCAAAUGAUAAAACAACACAGGUAAGAACACCGAAAGUAACAACUCAGAACGAUAAAACGCUGGAGGUCACAACACCUGAGCUAGCAACACUGGAGAUUACAACUCAAAACGAUAAAACACCAGAGGUAACAUUACUUGAGGUCGCAACUCAAAUUGAUAAAAUACCAGAGGUUACGGCACCGAACGGAAAGAUUCAAGAAGUAUCAACACUGGAGGUCACGACCCAAGUCACAGGACCAGACAUCACGACCCAACACAUUACAACAUCUGACAUCACGACCCAAGUCUUCACAGAACCAGACAUCACAGCCCAAUCCGUCACAGAACUUGACGUCACGACCCAACACGUCACAGCACCAGAAAUCACGACCGAAACCUUUACAGCACCUGACGCAAUGGCCCAACACGUCACAGCACCUGAUGUCUCGACCCCAAACGUCAUACCACACGAGGUCACAACUCAACGCUUCACCAUGCCAAAAUUCAUGACUCCAGACAUUACGACGCCAGAUGUCACAACUUUAGACACCACGGCACCAGAGGUAAUAACUCUACCGGUCACUGCAUCAGAGCUCACGACUCAACAUGUCACGGCACCACAGGUCACGACUCAACAUGUCACAUCUUCAGAUGUUACUACUCAACACGUCACAGCUCCAGAGGUCACGACUCAAUUCGUCACUGUAGCAAAGGUCACACCUCAACAUGUCACUGCACCAGAGGUCACGACCCAACAAGUCAUUGCACCAGAGUUCAUGACUCAACAUGUCACAACUCAAGAGGUUACUAUGCAACACUUAAUUGCACCAGAGAUCACGAUUCAACAUGUCACUACACCUGGGGUAACCACUCAACAUGUCACUACACUAGAGGUCACGACACAACACGUCACUGCACCAGAUAUCACAACUCAACACUUCACUACACCAGAUUUCACGACUCAACAUGUCACUACACCUGAGGUCACAACUCAGAAUAUCACUACACCAGAGGUCACGACCCUACAUGUCACAUCUCCAGAGGUUACUAUGCAACACUUAAUUGCACCAGAUAUCACGACUCAACAUGUCACUACACCAGAGGUCACGACCCAACAUUUAACUAAACCAGAGGUCACGACCCAACUAGUCAUUGCAAAAGAGGUCACGACUCUACAUGUCACAUCUCCAGAUGUUACUACUCAACACGUCACAGCUCCAGAGGUCAUGACUCAACAUGUCACUGCACCAGAGUUCACGACUCAACAUGUCACUGCACCAGAGGUCACGACUCAACACGUCAUUGUACCAGAGUUCAUGACUCAACAUGUCACAACUCAAGAGGUUACUACGCAACACUUCAUUGCACCAGAGAUCACGACUCAAAAUGUCACUACACCAGAGGUAACCACUCAACAUGUCACUGCACCAGAGGUCAUGACCCAACACAUCACUGCACCAGAGGUCACGACUCAACAUGUCACUGCACCAGAGGUCACGACUCAACACGUCACUACACCAGAGAUCAAGACUCAACAUGUCAUUUCAAAAGAGGUCACGACUCAACAUGUCACUGCACCAGAGGUCACGACUCAACAUGUCACUACACCAGAUUUCACGACCCUACAUGUCACUGAACCAGAGAUCACGACCCAACAUGUCACUGCACCAGAGAUCAAGACUCAACAUGUCAUUUCAAAAGAGGUCACGACUCAACAUGUCACUGCACCAGAGGUCACGACUCAACACUUGAUCACACCUGGGGUAACGACUCUACACGUCACUACACCAGAGGUCACGACUCAACAUGUCACUACACCAGAGGUCACGACUCAACAUGUAACUACACCAGAGGUCACGACUCAACAUGUAACUACUCCAGAGGUCACAACUCAACAUGUCACUACCCCAGAGGUCACGACCCAACAUGUCACUAACCCAGAUAUCACAAGCCUACAUGUCACUGCACCAGAAGUCACGACUCAUCACGUCAUUACACAAGAGAUCACGACUCAAUAUGUCACUACCCCAAAGGUCACGACCCUACAUGUCACUACCCCUGAUAUCACGACCCUACAUGUCACUACACCAGAGUUCACGUCUCAACAUCUCACUGCACCAGAGGUCACGACUCAACAUGUCACUGCACCAGAGUUCACGACUCAACAUGUCACUGCACCAGAGGUCACGACUCAAUAUGUCACUACACCAGAGGUCACGACUCAACGUGUCACUGCACCAGAGGUCACGACUCAAUAUGUCACUACACCAGAGGUCACGACUCAAUAUGUCACUACACCAGAGGUCACGACUCAACGUGUCACUGAACCAGAGAUCACGACCCAACAUGUCACUGCACCAGAGAUCAAGACUCAACAUGUCAUUUCAAAAGAGGUCACGACAUGUCAACAUCUCACUGCACUACACCAGAGGUAA
Ylistrum balloti is the source of this 3756-nucleotide messenger RNA. Its product is annotated as mucin-2-like. NCBI's taxonomy places the organism in Eukaryota, Metazoa, Mollusca, Bivalvia, Pectinida, Pectinidae. The transcript is spliced from 2 exons. The record is from RefSeq and is a predicted model, not a curated record. Bases 1 to 3756 code for a protein of 1251 amino acids.